AGGAACGGGAGGAUUGGCAUGGGUGCCACGCGCUAGAAGCACGGCCCUGCUUUCGAGGCGUUGCGACCGCGAUCUGCCUAAGGCCCCUGGCCAGAUGAAACUCGGGCACCUUCAACUGUCAGUCUGGUUAUGCUUAUUCGCCUGUCAGAGACGCAUAGUUGCCGUAGACUCUGUCGCACGUUGUGCGCGUAUUCACCCCAAAUGUAUCACAUUACCGCCUUGGCGCAAUCCCCCCUCACAAUGUCGCCAUGUUCGUUGAGCAUCAACGGCUACCGUCUUGCUGACCCGAUUGCAUAUGAGUAUAUAAAGACCCAGGCUUAGGCAUCAGGUUAGGUCAAAACCAGUCAUAACUGAUAUCCCUCCCAUUACUACAACAAUGCCGUCCCACGGAGAGAGAAAUAUGGAGCACGGAAGCGAUGCUUACGCUGCCACCUUCAACCAGGGCCACCUAGCCCUCCCACCUAGCCAGAGAUACACCAUCGUUACCUGCAUGGACGCACGAAUAGACCCAACAAGGGCAUUUGGAAUACCACUCGGAGCCGCCCAUGUCAUCCGCAACGCAGGCGCAUCUGUACGCGACGCCUUCCGAUCAAUCAUCAUCUCACAACAAUUGCUCGGCACAAGGGAGGUGAUGGUUGUCAAGCAUACCGGAUGCGGCAUGCUCACAUUCGACAACCCCACUGCGAAAGCCAUCAUCUCCAAGAAGAGGGGAGAGGUCGCCGCAAGAGAGGUGGAGCACAUGGACUUUCAGACCUUCCACAAUCUGGAGAUCCAGGUCAAGAAGGAUGUACAAUGGCUGCGCAUCAAAGCAGUAGAGGAAAAUAUUCGUUUUAGUGGCUGGAUAUACGACGUGGAGACGGGGAGGACAAAGCGGAUAGUCUGAUGUUGUUCCCCGAUAGCUCAUGGUGAGCCAGUACG
Messenger RNA from Bipolaris maydis ATCC 48331, 918 nucleotides. Its product is annotated as carbonic anhydrase. Gene Ontology annotation, molecular function: zinc ion binding; carbonate dehydratase activity. NCBI's taxonomy places the organism in Eukaryota, Fungi, Ascomycota, Dothideomycetes, Pleosporales, Pleosporaceae. The record is from RefSeq and is a predicted model, not a curated record.